Messenger RNA from Setaria italica (foxtail millet), 572 nucleotides. RefSeq lists its product as uncharacterized. The record is from RefSeq and is a predicted model, not a curated record. NCBI's taxonomy places the organism in Eukaryota, Viridiplantae, Streptophyta, Magnoliopsida, Poales, Poaceae. The coding region runs from base 77 to 379 and encodes 100 amino acids. The transcript has a single exon.
CGCAAAAUUAAAACAUUACGUAACUCCUCCAAAAAAAAAUUACGUAACGCUAGCACCACCGGCGACUGGUGGCGCCAUGGGCUCAGCGGCUACGUCCCUGGGGUUCCUGCUCCUCACCGUCAACUCGAUCAUGGCGAUCCACAGGUCAUGGGGCGACGCCAUGGCGGCGAUCUUCGUGAUCGGGUCGUACGCCGUCCUCGUCCUGCUCUUCUACUGCCUGCGGUGGCUGGAGAGGGCGCCUCCUGGUUCAGCCGCCGAGGACCGGGCGAGGGCUGGCGUCUGGGUCACCACCAUGUUCCUCACAGCCAUGAUUUCUUGCGGGGUCGUCCCGGUGAUGCCGGGGCUCAUGGCCGCCGCUGUCUGGUUGAUCGUCCGGUGAUCGGCCUGGGGGAUUCUACGCGCUCUUCCUUCUCCCCAUGGAUGACUGAAGACUUUGUAAAUAAUUCAAGGAUAUUCUCAUGAUCCUCUCCGCCGUGUAUAAUACAUAAUCUGAUGACAGACAAUGAGUUGUUUGAGUUGUCGGUUAUUAGUUGACUUGUUGUGUAUGUAAUAUGUAUACACUUGUUUAUAUA